Molecule: messenger RNA, 2214 nt
Organism: Durusdinium trenchii
Lineage: Eukaryota; Dinophyceae; Suessiales; Symbiodiniaceae
Source: the annotation of a GenBank genome assembly
AUGUCAGUCUCAUCAUUGGCAUGCAAUCUUGUCAUGUCCAACCAGGCUGAACUCCAGUACUAUGCUGAUCAGCCGUCCUGGCAGCGGCGGAUUUUUAUCUCUGAAGAUGCCAAGUUUGAGUGGAGGAUUUGGGUGUCUCGAGUCUAUGUGUCGAAUGAUGUGGAUUUUUGUCCGCUGGGGCUACAAACUGUCCACCUGGCGGAUGUUGAUCGGCGCUUGAACGAGUUUGAUGUGGCAGCUCUUGCAGAAGUAUUUGAGGCUCAUUAUAUGCAGUACACAACACGGAUUCCUUUCUUGCUCACCAUCCUCUCCGGUUGGCCGUUGUUUCGGAUUUAUAGUGGCCUUGUGGAUGCUGCCAGGGCAAAGCCCGACUUUCCGCACCUGCCUAGCAAGGGCAUUUGUGGAGGAGCGGUGCAAACGGGGGAUGUUCUGUCAGCUGUCCGAAUUCUUCAUGAUGAGCAAGAGAAAAGCGUUGAUCAGAGCAGUGGGAUCAUGACGAUCCUUGCCCGCAUCUUGACAGACGCGGAAAACGCCACUGCCAAAGCUGCCAAACCAUCCAAAGAAUGGGAGACAUUGGAGGAUGACUGCAAUUUGGCAGUUGCUUUUGCACAUUUGGGUCGGGCAGUGGUCUUGGCCUCUGACUUGGCUGGGACCGGGUCAGCAACAGCAAGUGGCAUGAAUCAGUACUUCGGCAGAUUGCUGCGAAGCGUCGAAGCCGCAGAGGAGGCCUGGCACAUUGCCGCUGAAGUGGCGCUCAAGGAUCCGCUUGCCUUGCUACGAGUCUACGCAGGUGGUUGGCCAAUUUGGCCGCUGCUGGACAAGCUGCAAAGGCUCACAACUCAAAGGCCUUGGGCCCUACGAUGCAAUUCCUUCCAUGAACAUGCGCCCUUGUGCCCCGCUUGUGCAGUGCCGCAUCAGGCAGAAUGGAACCGUGAAAGCCAGUGGGUAUCUGCUCUGGCAGCCGGCGGCGCACGCGGUGAGUUUGAGGCGGUUCUUCAACCGCGUUUGCGGAUGGACAUUCUGCAAGAUAUGGCGGGGUCUAUGGCAGCUGCUGCUGCGCGAGCGCUGGAUGUUAGGCUUGCGCAGUCUCAGCAGGAGGCCUGGGCAACAUUACUCUCAGAUGAUGAUGCAAUAGCCAACGAAGCUGCGAGGCGAGCUCUUCUGGUCUACACGGAGGCAGUGCGAGUCAUGGCUCGUUCAGUGCGGCAGUCAGAAGCUAGCGUAGCCUCCGAUGCUUUUAGAGCUGCAUCACCACGGCCUUUCCUGGUGCUGAUGACGGAGGCCGCGCUUACUUCAGAAGUACGCGCGAUGCUGGAAGGCGAUGGGCUCACCCCUUUGGUCAUGCCCACCUUCAGCAGCGAAGGUAUUUCCGUGCCCUCUCGGCGCAAGCAACGAGGUGAGACAGGCGCUGAAGAUGAGGCAAGAAAGGAUGCACGGGAGACGGUCGAACUCUCGUGGUGGUUGAAGAUAAAGCUGUGGAAGCUCACUGAAUACCGCCGCAUCGUGUACCUGGAUGCAGACACAUUGGUGCAUCGGCCAAUUGAUGAACUUUUUGCACUCCCAGAUGAGAUUGCACUGGCAGCGCCCGCGCACCUUUCACGAGAUGGCAAAGGUUCGGAGAUCUCUGUCGGUGUCAUGAGCCUCCGACCCGACAGGCAAAUCUACACUGCUUUGGUUGCUUUCCUUUCUGCUGCUGCCGACCACUUUGUCACGGGUGUCCGAUCAGUCGACCAGAUGUUGCAACAUAGCUUUUUCGCAGCCCACUUCUCCUGGGGCGGCUACCCAAGGUGGGAGGCUGGUUCGGGACGCUUCCUUGGCUGCAUGGAGGACUUGCCAUCUUUGAGCCGUGGGGAGGUUCACCUCUCACACAACAAUCUUGGCAAAGUGUGUGUACUACCACCUCGCUAUGACUUCUGUGUUUCGUACCCAGCGCUGGUUGCUGGGAUGGACUCGCCAGACUUCCAGGAGGCUGAGCUGGCUGUUCAGUUUCCUCAGCCUGGCGAGCAGCCACUCGAGACAAACCUUGCAGGGCUGCUAAGGGCGCGGCUUCUCCACUGGACAGGGCCGCGACGAAAACCCUGGAUGCAUUACCUCGCAUUGUCACGCACUACGUUUGACAAUCUUUGGUGGCAAGCACACGCUGAGCUUUGUCAUGAGGCCAAGGAGCCCAGAAACGGGAUGCUACCUUGCCGCUUCAACUGCGAUUCUCUCUGA